CGGCGUGCGGGUGUGCGGGAGCCGGGCACCAGGGGAUCGGGCCGAGAGCGAGGAGCGCGGCAUGGAGCACCGGGCAGCCUGCGCCUGCCUGGCCCUGCUGUGGGGCUGUGCGUUGGCGGUGGCCUCAGCGGCGCAGGGCAAGGAAGUUGUUCUGUUGGAUUUUGAGGCAGCAAAAGGGGAACUUGGCUGGCUCACACACCCCUAUGGCAAAGGGUGGGAUUUGAUGCAGAACAUCAUGGAGGACAAGCCCAUCUACAUGUACUCUGUGUGCAAUGUGGUGGCUGGCGACCAGGACAACUGGCUCCGAACCAACUGGGUGUACCGCGAUGAGGCCGAGCGUAUCUUCAUUGAGCUCAAGUUCACGGUGCGUGACUGCAACAGCUUCCCGGGUGGCGCCAGCUCCUGCAAGGAGACCUUCAACCUUUAUUAUGCCGAGUCGGAUGUGGACUAUGGCACCAACUUUCAGAAGCGCCAGUUCACCAAGAUAGACACCAUUGCUCCCGAUGAGAUCACAGUCAGCAGCGACUUCGAGGCUCGUCAUGUAAAGCUGAACGUGGAGGAGCGCUCCGUGGGGCCGCUCAAGCGCAAAGGUUUCUACCUGGCCUUCCAGGACAUCGGCGCCUGUGUGGCACUGCUCUCGGUCCGUGUCUACUACAAAAAGUGCCCUGAGCUGCUGCAGGGCCUGGCACACUUCCCUGAGACCAUCGCAGGGUCUGAAGCACCCUCCCUGGCCACGGUGGCUGGCAGCUGUGUGGCCCGUGCUGUGGUGCCCCCCGGGGGUGAAGAGCCACGCAUGCACUGUACGGUGGAUGGCGAGUGGCUGGUGCCCAUUGGGCAGUGUCUGUGCCAGGCAGGCUAUGAGAAGGUGGAGGACAGCUGCCAGGCCUGUUCACCAGGAUUCUUUAAGUCCGAGGUGUCUGAGAGCUCCUGCCUGGUGUGUCCUGCACACACACUGCCAUCCCUCGAGGGUGCCAUCUCCUGUGAGUGUGAGGAAGGGUACUUCCGGGCACCUGAGGACCUGUUGUCGAUGCCUUGCACACGCCCACCCUCUGCCCCGCACUACCUCACGGCUGUGGGCAUGGGUGCCCAAGUGGAGCUGCGCUGGACGCCCCCCCAGGACAGUGGAGGCCGCGAGGACAUCUUCUACAGUGUUACCUGCGAGCAGUGCUGGCCUGAGUCAGGCGAGUGUGGGCCCUGCGAGGCCAGCCUGCACUACUCAGAGUCCCCUCAUGCGCUGACCCGCACCAGUGUGACAGUCAGUGACCUGGAACCCCAUAUGAACUACACCUUCACUGUUGAGGCCCGCAACGGGGUCUCAAGCCUGGUGACAAGCCGCAGCUUUCGCACUGCCAGUGUCAGCAUCAACCAGACAGAGCCCCCCAAGGUGAGGCUGGAGGGCCGUAGCACCACCUCGCUGAGUGUCACCUGGAGCAUCCCUGUACCUCAGCAGAGCCGAGUGUGGAAGUAUGAAGUCACCUACCGCAAGAAGGGAGACGCCAACAGCUACAAUGUGCGGCGCACUGAAGGCUUCUCUGUGAUCCUGGAAGACCUAGCUCCCGACACCGUCUACCUGGUCCAGGUGCAGGCACUGACACAGGAGGGCCAGGGGGCCGGCAGCAAGAUGCACGAGUUCCAGACGCUAUCCACGGAAGGAUCUGGCAAUGUGGCAGUGAUUGGUGGAGUGGCUGUUGCAAUUUUCCUGCUUCUGGUGCUGGCAGGAGUCGGUUUCUUCAUUCACCGCAGGAGGAGGAACCUACGAGCUCGCCAGUCCUCAGAGGAUGUCUACUUUUCCAAAUCAGAGCAACUAAAGCCCCUAAAGACAUACGUGGACCCCCACACGUAUGAAGACCCUAACCAGGCUGUGCUCAAGUUCACCACUGAGAUUCAUCCAUCCUGCGUCACUCGGCAGAAGGUGAUUGGAGCAGGAGAGUUUGGGGAGGUGUACAAGGGGACACUGAAGGCAUCUUCGGGGAAGAAAGAGGUGCCCGUGGCCAUCAAGACGCUGAAAGCGGGCUACACGGAGAAGCAGCGGGUGGACUUCCUGAGCGAGGCUAGCAUCAUGGGCCAGUUCAGCCAUCACAACAUCAUCCGCCUGGAGGGCGUGGUCUCCAAAUACAAACCUAUGAUGAUCAUCACGGAAUACAUGGAGAAUGGAGCCCUGGACAAGUUCCUUCGGGAGAAGGAUGGCGAGUUCAGUGUGCUGCAGCUGGUAGGCAUGCUUCGGGGCAUCGCGUCCGGCAUGAAGUACCUGGCGAAUAUGAACUACGUCCACCGCGACCUGGCCGCACGCAACAUCCUCGUCAACAGCAACCUGGUGUGCAAGGUGUCCGACUUCGGCCUGUCCCGCGUGCUAGAGGACGACCCCGAGGCCACCUAUACCACCAGUGGUGGCAAGAUUCCCAUCCGUUGGACAGCACCAGAGGCCAUUUCCUACCGCAAGUUCACCUCGGCCAGUGAUGUAUGGAGCUAUGGCAUUGUCAUGUGGGAAGUGAUGACAUAUGGCGAGCGGCCCUACUGGGAGCUGUCCAACCACGAGGUGAUGAAAGCCAUCAAUGAAGGCUUCCGGCUCCCCACACCCAUGGACUGCCCCUCUGCCAUCUACCAACUUAUGAUGCAGUGUUGGCAGCAGGAGCGUGCUCGCCGCCCCAAGUUUGCUGACAUCGUCAGCAUCCUCGACAAGCUCAUCCGAGCCCCCGACUCCCUUAAGACCUUGGCUGACUUUGACCCCCGGGUGUCCAUUCGGCUGCCCAGCACCAGUGGCUCGGAGGGGGUGCCUUUCCGCACAGUCGAGUGGCUGGAGUCAAUCAAGAUGCAGCAGUACACAGAGCACUUCAUGGCGGCUGGCUACACAGCCAUCGAGAAGGUGGUACAGAUGAGCAACGAUGACAUCAAGAGGAUUGGGGUACGGCUGCCCGGCCACCAGAAACGCAUUGCCUACAGCCUGCUGGGACUCAAAGACCAGGUGAAUACAGUGGGGAUCCCCAUCUGAGCCCCAACAGGACCUCCCUUGGUCAAGAAUACUUGAAGAAACAAAGUGGCCUCCCUGCCAGCUCUGUGCCGGGCCCCGGGGACCUUAUUUAUUUCUAGUCGUUCCUUAAUGAUGCCAUCCUGAUGCCUCUGCUGCGGGUCUUGGAUGACACCCUGACUUGAACUGAGGAGACCCUCAGAGAUGCCGGGCCAAGGACUCUUCUGCAAAGAACCCAGCCAAGCACUUAGCAGGCACGCAUUGUGUCUGUUCCCAGCACCCCCCGCCCCCAGUGCAGGAAUACCGCCAAGGCCUUUGGACAUCCAUGAGGGACUUUUCCAAACUGACCUCCCCCUUUGCCUUCUCUCGCAAGAAGCCAUCUUGAGAGUUGGGGUGUCAGUCGAUGGCCAUGAGAACAGGAUACCUCAAGCCCCACCCCUCUAAGAGAGCAAAUUGUGAACUUGGCUGGGGGGAGACCCACAGUGAUGCUCCCAAUCUCUAGUGACUAGUGCCGCUCGCAGAACCCCAGCCCUGUCCUCAGCCCUAACAGGACAAUCUCCUGCUUUCCUGGGGCCCUCUCAGGACGUUUGGUUGUGUUGAGGUUUUUAAAAAAUAUAUAUUUUGUACUUUGUGGAGAGAAUGAGUGUGUGGCAGGGCCCCGCCAGGGCCGGGGGUAGCGGAGGCCCUGUGUAAGACAUUCCUGGGCUGGGUGGGGGCUUUGGCUGCAGGAGAUUCCACCCCGCCAGGCCACCCUAUCAUUCCCUUAUUUAGACGACAUUCACUACUCUGUCAGUGUUA
Molecule: messenger RNA, 3763 nt
Organism: Castor canadensis (American beaver)
Lineage: Eukaryota; Metazoa; Chordata; Mammalia; Rodentia; Castoridae
Gene: Epha2
Product: EPH receptor A2
Biological process (GO): protein phosphorylation; ephrin receptor signaling pathway; axon guidance
Cellular component (GO): plasma membrane; dendrite
Molecular function (GO): protein binding; transmembrane-ephrin receptor activity; ATP binding
Source: RefSeq, a predicted model, not a curated record